Molecule: messenger RNA, 3976 nt
Organism: Antechinus flavipes (yellow-footed antechinus)
Lineage: Eukaryota; Metazoa; Chordata; Mammalia; Dasyuromorphia; Dasyuridae
Gene: UBIAD1
Product: UbiA prenyltransferase domain containing 1
Exons: 2
Coding region: 1169-2197 (342 amino acids)
Biological process (GO): vitamin K biosynthetic process; menaquinone biosynthetic process
Cellular component (GO): endoplasmic reticulum; Golgi membrane
Molecular function (GO): prenyltransferase activity
Source: RefSeq, a predicted model, not a curated record
UUGCUCAUCUGGGGCUCAGGAAGGUAAUGGAAAGGGGGAGGGGUUCGAAAUUGAAGAAAUGAAACUCAACUUCUAUCCCUGAAACCCUGGGCAAAUGUUAUUCCUUUUCAGACAGCCUUUCAUUUAAUUAAAAAAAACAAAAACAAAAACAUAUUUAUUUUGUACCUGUCCUAGACGCUGAAGCCACAAAUAAUAAAAACUGACAUGAAUGAAUGAAGUAUAAACACUAUGACAUAUUAUUGCUGGGGUUGACCAAGGUCACACAGGUUACUGUAAGCCUCAGAAGCAGUCCAGUGUUCUUUCCACAGUAUCUCGGCCUUUCCUUUUGGUGUCCCCAAUGCCUUGCAUAUAGGAACGUAAAUUAAAUUCGUUGACUGUAACCGAAUGAAUGGUCUUAGGAAGGAGGAAGAGAGAAUUCCUCCCGUGUGGUGGGAUGAGACCUUUUUUUCCCGGGCCCCACGUACUCAAGGAGCGGGUUUCCGCACGGCUGACAAAGGCCAGCGCACAACAUGGCGGCCCCUAAGUCUUACGGAAUGGUCCGGGGCCAUCGCCUGCCUUGCUUCUGACCGAAACCUGGAUGACUGGAAGACCUGCCAGCCGUAGGGUCAAAGGAGGUCAGGCUUCCAGCGGGCCGGCUGCCCGUCUCCCGUAGCCUUCUUUCCCGGGUGCUCCUUACUCCGCUCGGCGACAUUUCAGUUUUCUCUACCUAGCGGCGAGUCCCUCCAAAAGCUCUCCGGCCUCGCUUCCCCGGAACCACGCUUUCCAGGAGCCGCGGGUCCCACUCCAGCCCGGCGUACCCUUCUCUAGGUUCGCACCCCUCCGUACAGGGGUUGUGCUCUAGCCUCCAGCCCCUCUGUAUUCAUCUCACCCGCUAGCCCCGCCCCCUCUCUUGCCCCCUUUACUCACUAGCCCCACCCUCUCCCCUUGUCCCAUUUACCUCUAGCCCCACCCCCUAGCUACUUUCACCCUCAGGCCCCACCCCUUCCCUUGUCCCUUUUAACCCCUAGCCCAGUCGGGCCCUUGCCACUUUCUUUCACCUGCUGGCCCCGAGCUCUCCUCCAGCUGCGAGCCCCGCCCCCUCCUCGUGCUCGCUCCAGCUCCUCCACGUGUUCUGCUAGCUCCGCCCCCUCAAUCUCUGCCAGCCCUGGAGCCCACCCUCGCCACCUCCAUGGCCGAGGCCCAGGGCCCCGGGGAGAAGAUCAACAUCCAGGCGGGCAGCGAGGGUCCCCCGGCUGGAGAGAAGGCCAAGGAGUGCUGCCCAUGCCGUGACUGGUCGGCGCCACUCCCCCCUCCGCAGCGGACGUGGCGCCAAAAGUGCGCCUCCUACGUGCUGGCGCUGCGGCCGUGGAGCUUCAGCGCCUCGCUAACCCCAGUGGCCCUGGGCAGCGCGCUGGCCUACCGCACGCAGGGCGCGCUGCAGCCGGGCCUGCUGCUGGGCAGCGCCGUGGCCGUGCUGGCCGUGCACGGCGCCGGCAACCUGGUCAACACCUACUACGAUUUCUCCAAGGGCAUCGACCAUAAGAAGAGCGAUGACCGCACGCUGGUGGACCGCAUCCUGGAGCCGCAGGACGUGGUGCGCUUCGGAGUCUUCCUCUACACCCUGGGCUGUGUGUGCGCCGCCUGCCUCUACUUCCUGUCCACGCUCAAGCUCGAGCAUCUGGCGCUCAUCUUCUUCGGGGGCCUCUCGGGCUCCUUCCUGUACACAGGAGGGGUUGGAUUCAAAUACGUGGCUCUUGGCGACCUGGUCAUCCUCAUCACCUUCGGCCCGCUGGCCGUGAUGUUCGCCUACGCUGUGCAGGUGGGCUCGGUGGCCAUCUUCCCCUUGGUGUACGCCAUCCCGCUGGCUCUCAGCACCGAGGCCAUCCUGCACUCCAACAACACCAGGGACAUGGAGUCCGACCGAGAGGCCGGCAUCGUGACCCUGGCCAUCCUCAUCGGCCCGGCCUUCUCCUACGUGCUCUACAACACGCUGCUCUUCGUGCCCUACCUCAUCUUCAGCAUCCUGGCCACGCACUACACCAUCAGCAUGGCACUGCCCCUGCUCACCAUCCCCCUGGCCUUUGCGCUCGAGAGACAGUUCAGGAGCCAGAACUUCAACAAACUGCCCCAGAGGACUGCCAAGCUCAACCUCCUGCUGGGGCUCUUCUACGUCUUUGGGAUCAUCCUGGCCCCGCCGGGCACCCUGCCCAGACUCUAACGGGCCGGGGUCUGCCCUCCCCCCCCCGCCCCGUCCCCUCCAGCGGACCGUGACUCCCGGCUCAGUGUGUGAAUGUGAGAAGGACCUGGGACCUGGGAGCUUUCGCCUUUGGGGUAACAGAGUCUUAUAGCUAUCCAUGUUUUCUCGCAGUCCUUGGGAUUCUGCCGUGGAUGCUGGGACCCAGGAGCAGUCCGCGGCGCCGGCCCGCUCUGUUCACAGCUUCCACUAGAGGGCAGCGUCGGGUCACUUUGAAAUGAGACUGUCCCUUCCACGUGUGGCCAGCCUCCCAGCCCCCUCCCGUCAGGCCCCUCCUCACAGGGCGCUCCCAGAACCCUUACAUUGAAGCUCAUUCCCUUACCAGUUUUGGUCUUCUGUGGUAAUGGUCGCCCCGGGCUCGUUAACAUGGGCCCGGCCAUCUCUUCCCCUUUGGGGCCCAGAGAGCCCCUCGUUCACAGCCCGCAGGGCUCAGACAAGCUCUCCCGAUGGAUCCGCUCUCGGUCGGGUUCUGCCAGUGAGAGCGGGUCACCCUUUCCGAAGGAGACGGGCCCCAGAGGGCGCUCUGCCGCCGGUGUGGGAAGGGCAGUGGCUGUUUCCUUGGUAGGAAGCCAUAAAGGAGGCAGGACCAGGAGUUCCGGCUGUCCUUGGCCCGAAAUGACAGCGUGGUCGGCUGUUUGAGGGCGUCCGGGACACCAUUUUCCCUUCACCCCUGCUCUCAGCCCUUCCCCUUUUGAAUAUCCUUUAAUAUUUCUUUUGAAUACCCUUGUCCAGUUUUCAUAGAGGAAAACACAGCAUUCCGCCCCUAGAUUUCCUGGUAAGAGUUUAGAAGCUGUCGCAGAGCCCAGGGUAAGCCAACUAAGCCCACAAAUCCCUGGGGUUCCCGGGUCAGGCCCGUGGCCGUUUCUGAGCCAGAGCGGGCCAAACACAGCGAAUUUAGAAUCUCUGAAGCCGAGGCAGUUCUGACACAUUUUCACUAGAGGGUUUUGAGAUGCUGCUCCCCGUUCCGAGGAGGACCUUGCUAAGGACACCUUAAAAAUGGGUGGGCUUUGUCUUGGCAGGGGCUGCUUUUCCCCCUCCCCGAAGACAGAUGGUGGUUCUAGGACUGCCUUUGCUCACUUGCGUAAUGAAGGCCCAGGGCUAGAUCCCACGGGGGGGGGGGGGGGGGGGGGGGGGGGGGGGGCAGACUGCCACAUUCUAUGCUAGAGUAUGAUGACAUCAUCUGACCAUCCCAAAUAUUUGCAGCCCCUCUCCUGAGCAGCUCUAAGGCUACCCAGGGUAGCGGGCGGGCCAGGUUCACCGCACAGGUCACAGACCAUGAGCAGAGCGGGUCACAUCACAAAGAGAAAGAGGGGAGACCCUGGAUGUUCUUAGCAACAGUUCUGGUCCCGGCACAGAACCCGCAGCAAAGAGAAAGGCUGAAGUCCUCCCCAGCACUCCUCUCCCAAGACCUUGGUAAGAAAUGCCAACUUGUGGAGUUGUAGGCGCUGCUCUUGUCCAUCCGUGUGUGAAGUGGCCCCUCCCAGAGCUUGGCCCUCUGAGGAGAGGGUCUUCUGUGGAUCCCCAGCUUGGCCACCACUCUGACCCCGUCCCAUCUGUCUCAUCAGCCUGCAAGCUAGAGUCUAGUGCCGAUUUUAAUACAUUUUUGAUACACGCACACCCUGACGAGGCCAAUUUGGUAUUGAGUUUUGUACACAGCUCACCAUGCAUUUAUACUGCUAUCCUUGAUUCAGUGAAUUUUUCUUAGUCUUGUUGAUUAAAAAAAAAAAAAGAAUUCUCUCAUCA